AUGAUUUAAAGACACUGUACUUUUAUGGACGGACAUGAUGAAAAACGGAUGAUUGAUGCUGUGGCUCACAAAACGGGACUUCAUUAAAACUCAAAGAGAAUUCAAGAAACAGUCGGGCGAGGGGUCAGAAACAAAGUGGGUAAGCCGGGCAGGGAGCCACAAUAACCAACUGAGGAAUAAGAGCAAGACCAGGUACAUAUAUACAAGGAUAAUAAGGGUAAGAUGAGGGACAGGUGAGGGUAGGACUCAAACAUUAGGAAAGAGAGAUGACCAGCGACCCCUGCUGGCCAGGCAGGGACCGAUCCUGACACUAUACAAGAUAUACUGGAUUACAAGAUACAGAGGAAAGUGGUUUUUAGGAGCAUACAGCCAAUUCAAAAAAAAUGUGUCUCUGUGACUAAUACAUGUCCCAGCAUCCUUUCCUUACAACAGCCUCUUAAAACCUUUUUUCAGCCUAGCUGGCCCCUUUUAUCAGUCCACCAAUGCAAAGGAAAGGCCGGCGAGAUGCUGUACCGCAGCCAUCCGCUAACUGUGACCCAGAAUUUUGUGGUGCCAGAGCAUAAUUAGCGCUGUUCUGCUUGGAAGCAGGGGAGCCGAAGGCCGUCUUGACGCUGGAGAGCCUCUUGAUGAGAUGUCAGGCACCGGCGAGUCGGCGGUUGUCAUCGGUGAAAGACGUGGCGCUGGUUCUCCAGCGCUGUGACGUUGUGUGACUCACUGUGAGAAGCGGCCAUCAGCUGACAGGGGCGUGAAUUAAUGGAUCACGUCGUAUGUAUUAAAAUGUGUUAAAGCUUCCUGGCAGGUGUGUAUGAGAGAGAAGUGGAAGUGACUCAAACUGUGGUAAAAAUGGGCAAAAAUGUAUGCAUUAUGAUAUCACACUGUAUAAUUUUGCGCAUGACUAAUUAACUGGAACUCACAUAGAAUGGUCCUAGCUGGGAAAUGCUUUCAGCCGUGUACAAUAACACUGAACGCGAUCCAGAAUCCCUGUUGGUAUUUUUAACCUGCGGAAUGUACCAUCUAAAUGGGAACAUAAAUCUAAUCGUUUAAUAUGUUGUUCCUGAUGGUGAAUCCAACAGGAAACCAGCCUUAAUAGCACUGACUUUGUUUCCCUAAGUUGUAGCCUAGCCUUAUUUUAAGCAUAUUUGUUGUCUCUUUAGUGGUGUUUUCCAAAUGACAUGUGCUUCUGGGUAUCAGGAGUGAAAACCAAAAGGCAUAGGAAGAAGUUUUAAAGAGCUAAACGUGUUAGAUGGCAAAAGAUAACCAGGAAGUGCAUUUUCUGUGAUGAGAAAAAUACGACUGAUGAUUUGAAGAAUGCGUUCUUGCUCGUGAAAUCGGUUCCACUGCUUUCUUCUCAGUGGUCUUUGAAUAAGCAUUGCUUAUGUCCAGGGAAUCUCCAGCUACCACCGUCACCAGUGAGCGAACAUCCUUCCUGGUGUGGUGACGGGCGAUAGUGCUCGCAGCCUUUGUGGUGCCCUAGGCGAGCAUCACCGCCGGCGCCCCCUGCCCGAGAAGAAGUGAAGUCAUCAGAAGAUGGCGCCCUAGGAGGCUACAUGUGUCACCUAAUGGAUUGGCUGGCAUUGGUGAAGAGGAUGGGGAUGUUGUAAGGUGCAGCGUACUUGACUGGGCACUUGUCCAUGAGAAUAAGGAUUGCAACUGUUCUGAGAUCAGCCUUUGAGGUGAAACCCACCCGACGACCACACCAAACAUGCUGCCACACCUACCCGUUAUUUACAAGGACUGCCCCGCAAUUGGCCGAGCCCCAGCGUGCGCACGAAAGCUUUUAUCUCUGCCACGCUCCUCUCUCUCUCGCUCUCGUGCCGUACCGAGCAGCUGGGCCGGUUACUAUGACACUAUUGGGUGCUUUCCCGACCCCGGCCAAUGGAAACGGAGUGCAGGCGUCAGCUGGUGGGGGAGCUAUUUUGAACAGGAGCUGUGAAGUGAAGCAGGCAGCUAAAUUAGAGGCAGAGCCCAUUGACAGGGAUAGACAGAGAGUGAGAAAGAGAAAGACAGAGAGAGACAGAGAGAGAGAGAGAGAGAGAGAGAGACGGGAGGCAGGGGGGGGUGGCGGCAGAGAAACCACUCUGCCAGGUUGGCUCCCGCCCAGACUUGCUCUUUGCUUCCAUCCACAUAGUUAAUCAGUAGGUCCCAGAUGGAGCAUCCGCAGGCCGGCCUCCCUCCAGAGUCCUUCUGCACUUCAUGCAUUUCAUAAACGACCGACUGGCUUCCACGUUCUCAGUUCCGUUUUCUGGAUAAAGGCAGUGUAGCUGUCGGUGCACACCCCCCCCCCCCCCAUUCCUCUCCUUUGCCGCCCGGCGGACUUGUUGCGGCACUUGGAUUGGCGACGCCCCCUUCUCCUGCUUCUUCUGCGUCCCUCGGUCGAGCCUCAUGUCGGGAUGUACCUCUACGGGCUAGAUGACUCAGAGCCGGGCUCUGCAGACUCCUACACAAGCCGGCCCUCAGACUCAGAUGUGUCCCUGGAGGAGGAUCCCGACGCCCUGAGGAAGGAAGCCGACCGACAAGCCCUCGCCACACUCGAGAAAGCCAAGACCAAACCUGUGGCCUUUGCCGUGCGGACAAACGUGGGCUACAACCCCGGUCCCAACGACGAUGUCCCCGUACAGGGCAUGGCCAUCUCCUUCGAGCCCAAAGACUUCCUGCACAUUAAAGAGAAAUACAACAACGAUUGGUGGAUCGGCCGGCUGGUGAAGGAGGGCUGCGAGGUGGGCUUCAUCCCAAGCCCUGUCAAGCUGGAGAACACCCGUCUGCUGCAGGAGCAGCGGAUGCGGCAGAACCGCCUCAGCUCCAGUAAGUCUGGGGGGAGUUCCAGCCUCGGAGACGUCGCCACGGGAACACGGAGGCCAACUCCACCUGGCACUGCACCUGUGGAAAUGUCCACAGUGACUUUCGAUGUUGACCCCCUGGACCUGGAUGCAGAGGAGCCCCCAGAAGCGCAGGCUGAGUCCCGCUCCCCUAGGUCCAGUGGGGGCAGCGUGACCUCCCCACAGGCCAACGCCCACCGUCUCCCCUUUUUUAAGAAGAUGGAGCAUGUGCCCCCAUAUGACGUGGUACCUUCCAUGAGACCCAUCAUCCUGGUGGGCCCCUCCCUCAAAGGCUAUGAGGUGACGGACAUGAUGCAGAAAGCUCUCUUCGAUUUUCUCAAGCACAAGUUUGAAGGCAGGAUAUCUAUCACACGGGUGACGGCGGACAUCUCCCUGGCCAAGCGAUCUGUGCUGAAUAACCCCAGCAAGCACACCAUCAUCGAGCGCUCCAGUACCCGGUCCAGCCUGGACGUACUGGCUGAGGUGCAGAGCGAGAUCGAGCGCAUCUUUGAGCUGGCCCGCACGCUGCAGCUGGUGGCCCUGGACGCCGACACCAUCAACCACCCGUCCCAACUAUCCAAGACCUCUCUGGCCCCCAUUAUCGUCUACAUCAAGAUCUCCUCCCCCAAGGUCCUCCAGAGGCUCAUCAAGUCGCGGGGGAAGUCCCAGGCCAAACAUCUGAAUGUGCAGAUGGUGGCAGCAGACAAGCUGGCCCAGUGCCCCCCGGAGCUGUUUGACAUCAUCCUGGACGAGAACCAGUUGGAAGAUGCUUGCGAGCACCUGGCCGAAUACCUGGAGGCCUAUUGGAAAGCCACGCACCCCCCCAGCAGUAACCCCCCCAACCCACUGCUGAACCGCACCAUGGCCACUGCUGCCCUGGCUGCCUCGCCCGAACCCGUCUCAAAUCUGCAGGGGCCGUAUCUGGUGCACGGAGAAGUGAAGCAUGACGGGCCUCUGUCGGAGCGCGCCGGGCUCCACGACUACCAGGGCGGCACGGCGGGGAGGCCACAUGCCCCGGAGCAGGCCUACCUCCGCAGCAGCUCCUCGCGGGCCCAGCUGCGGGCCGCCGGAAGCCGGGGCCUCUCCCGGCAGGACACCUUCGACUCAGAGACACAGGGCAGCAGGGACUCGGCCUACACGGAGGCCGGCGACUCCUGCAUGGACAUCGAGACGGACCCCUACGAGGAGACGGAGCCCUACUGCGGGGCAGGUGGCCGUCCGCGCCCGGGCCUACGCCACAGCCUCCAGGCCUCCCUGGAGGACGAGGGUGCCGAGCCGGACCAAGAGAACCUAAACCGCCCGGCCCACCACGAGCAACAUGCCCGAGGCAAGCCCAGGGAGCGAUACUGCCAGGAUCCGGGAGAUGCCGGCAACACCCUGGGCCGCAACAAGAAUCAGGAGGACUGGGGGCGGGACGUCUACAUUCGCUAGACCUACUAUUGGAUGGGAGGCUGACUGACAGACAGGAAGUACGGCCAAUGGUGUAGCCGGUUAGUCCUGGCAAUCCGAGUAAACAGUGGCUUCGAAAUAGGCUAGUUUUACAAUCCUAAAAUAAGUUAUUUCUUAUUUUUUAAUUAUUUAUUUAAACAAUUGGCAGGCAUUGCAAGAUAAUGAUUUAUUGGUUACUACUGCAUGAUACCCAUUUUAUCCCAGAGUGUCAGAUUCCUUUAAAAACAAGUGUAGUGAUGCAUUUAUUUUAUAUAUAGCUUUUAAAACCCAGGUUUACAGCACAGGAAGUGGUAUACAUACACCAGAGAAGAAAUAUACGUUAUGGACGUAAAUUGAAAAUGAAAAAAAAACAAAAACAUUUUAAACGUGGAAAGUUAGCAAGAAACGGGAGUGAGAACAAAACCUUGAACUUGGACGACGUCUAUAACGGAGUUUCACGUCUAUAACGGAGCUGAGCAGAAGAUUCUAGAUCCAACAGGUUAGGACUACAAUAUUAUAGCUGCUAUGUUUUAAAUUACUUUAAAAGUGUUAAAAAUGUGGUCGCUGUUAUGCAGAACAGGAGGAAAUGGGUCAGGUCUGUCCUCUACCACGUUAACCAGGAUUAACUAUUCUGAGCUCUGUGUUUCAGGGUCUUUUUGACUCCAGCAGGCCACCAUCCCAUUUUUAAUCAAGUCAGACUUUUCCCAUUCUGUGAAGGGAAAGGUCCCAGUUGUUAAAUUGAUCUCAUUUUUAGUCACAAAAAAGCUAGUUUGGAGUAAAGGAAAACAAAACUGAUCCAAAGAUUGUAUCUAGUAUGAACAGACCUGCUUUCUGGUGUUUGGUUGUCUUAUUAGCUUCCGGCCGCAAGGGAGAUGCUGAUCUCCUGCUGCUUUGCCCCCCUCCUCAUAUUGCCCCCCUCCUCUAAGCUCCAGCUUGGCUAUGAUCAUAUUCAUCACUUGCCAUCGGACUCACUCACGCAGCGCUAAGAGACCCGAACUCACACACGCACUUCUCUGUGUGUCCUUAAGGUGAAAACCUGGCGCCGUAGAGCAAUCCAUAUCGGCAGACUUUUUUUUUUUUUUUUUUGGUACAUUUGUCGGCCCAUUUGGACCUGUGGCGUGAGGCCUGUUGCGGGAAGCACAGUGAAGGGGCGGGAACACUCACACACAUGUUCACGCACAUGGACACGUGUUUGCCAACUUGGACAACUAGUCACGGAGUGUCACAGAGCUGGGCCCAGUGUCAAGCCCUCAAUGCUACCCAUCGGACAGUCAUGUGACAUUUGUGUGUUUACCUCAGUACCUGAGGUCUAAGCUGAUGUCUAAGUCCCAGUGUCCACAUCACGCCACUUUUCAGCUGCUCUGGACACUGUCACACUACGUCACCUCGAUUACUUGGGUCACCACGGGUGUAAAUCAACAGACUGACCUUCACAAGUGUCUAAACAGAAAGUUCCUGUAUUUCUUCACUGGACUCCUAUUCAUAAUCUUAUUUCUUGAAUAGUAAAUAUUGAGUUACUGUUGCAGUGGUUGAAAGGGAAAAUAUGUGGCUAUAUAGCAACAUUCAUUUCUCUUUUCUGACCCGUUUUUAAUUUGUGGUUAAGUAAUUAUUUUAGCUAUUAUUUCAACAGAAAACAAAAGAAAUUGCUGAACAGAUUAUAAUGUUAGGAGCAUCAAAAUUAACAAUAAAAAAUGAACUUGUAACAAGGGAGAAAGUGUGUCGAUACACUGCAGACCAGAGACUUUCCCGGCCCUUUAAAAUAUUUAUAGGCCUAUGUAAAAAAAAAAGAAUGAAUCACAGUGGGAAAAGUAAGGAAGUUGUUUUCACAUUGUUCCACCUGGAGGACUGGAAGGAGCAUCUGUAAAUACCAAGGACUGCCACUGAACCGUGUACCAACACGUGAACUGUAGACAGCCAGCACUGCAGUCUAACGAGUUUGCCUGCAGGAGCAAGACAGUAACAGAGACAAAAUACAUAAAAGAGCUCUCGUUUCCUCAAGGAUCUCAGCAGACUGACUCAUAGGUGGAGGUGUGGUGAGAGUGAACGGUGAAUAUUCUUAUCUAGGUCUCUGAAAAGGUUCAAAUGGCUUCCUGUGGACACUUUGCCCCGUCAUCUGCAGCAGAAGUAAAACAAAAAAACACCUUUUAAAAAAAUAAAAUAAACCAGCAUGUGCCGCUUGUUUACGUAGAUUUAUCAGAACCACCUGUAAAAAAAAAAAAAAAAAAAAAAAAAACCAGGCGUGUCCCUGAGAAUGUACCUUAAUGUUCUCGCCAACAUCACAUAAGGCUAACGUAACAUUACACAUAGGAAAUUAAUGCGUAGACAACAUCCUGAAGCCUUAAUCAUAAAACUCUGAAUGUCUGCCGGACCUUAACUGCCUUCAGUAAUCAAGUGCUUUGAGAGGCAUGCAGACUUCAGAAGCCAAAGCCUUAGAUAAACCCUUUUUGGCCCUGACACAAACAAGUGUAUUUAACCAUACGUAUCUCUUGGAUGUUAGUGGGGAAAAUAUAAUUUACCUCUGAUGAGGUCCAAUGUGAUCUAAGGCAUUGAGAUGAUGCUCCCUGGCCAUUGUAUCCCAAACAAUGAAAUUACAAAGUAUUUAAAUAUACCAUAAUGGUACAAGUACUCAACAUUACUCAGUAAUACCUUUAGUCUCUUAGCAACAGGUCAGGUUUCCAAGCUCUGUAGGACAAUAAGGGUGAUAAGUAUUGUUGCCUCUGUCAAAAGAGAGUACUGAGAAGGAUUGCCUAUCGCUCAACCACGGUGAUGUCAACUCAAUGAAGGAUCGUGAAGAUUGUCUUCACGAGAGCAUGUCCAAGGCAAAUCCUUCUGCGGAACACAGCGAAGGACCAGCCCUGGCCUAACUCUAGAUUUGAGCGGCAGCCGUUCUAACCGAAGACAGAAGGACGCACACGACCCAUACUGGAAGCGGCCAUCAGACUCUGCUCUACCUGAAACCUUUCCUGAGCUGUAGAGUCUCCAUUGGUCCAUGACGUCGCUGCUCACCAGAUCGACAUAAUCAUCAUUUCCUGAUUGAGAUCUAAUCCAAUAGACAGGAUGUACCUAAAAAAAACGAGAGAAAAAAACGCGUUCUAACCAAGCGGGCCUUUGUGGUUUUGUUACGUCUUACUGUUUUAUGUAUGGAUAAAAAGACAUAGCUUCUCUUAAGGCUAGUACUGUACACAGUUGAAAUAAGUGCCUGUUCAGUGAUGAUUUACUGUCAGUGGUUCUGGUCGUCAUGUUUACUGCGCUUAAAUCAGACAGAGUAAUGCUGAUGGAAAUACCCUGUACUUUUAGGUGUCACUGGUCUGGAAUCCGUCUCGAUUAGGUCCUUUUACAGAUCAGGUUAGCGUUGGUCUCUCAGCCGAUGGAAUAAAAGACUGAUAUCUUUUGUGAUGGAAAUAUUAAAUACAAUCAAUAUCUUCUUAAAGUGA
Molecule: messenger RNA, 7678 nt
Organism: Paramormyrops kingsleyae
Lineage: Eukaryota; Metazoa; Chordata; Actinopteri; Osteoglossiformes; Mormyridae
Source: RefSeq, a predicted model, not a curated record